AUGAACACAUCCAUAUCAUCUAUUCGUAGCACAAACAAGUACCAAAACUCUCAUCGGUUUCAUCUGAAAUACCCCCCGGAAAGACAUUACUCUUCCAUUGAUAAUGGCUGCAGUAAAGACGAGACAGACGAGCUUAAUGACAAGGACGAUUCUAAAGAAAAUGGCUACUCCAGUGAGAAUGUGAACUCUCUUUUACAUAUAACCCCUCGUUUUCUCACUAGAAAAGAAUUCGAACGUCUUCAUCGCCUAUCCGCUCUCAUUCCACCGGAAAAAGGAUCAAAAGAAGAAGCUAUACUCCUCAAAGAGCUCAGUGGAUUGUUAGGACUUAUGGACUUGGUCAAAGAUGUUGAUAUGGAAUUUAAGGAUGAUGAAGAGAGGGAAAGGAUGAUAAGGGAUUUGUUAUCGGAUACAGGGACGGAGGUGGUUAUUGAUGGUACAGGCGGGGAAGUUUCUUGA
Messenger RNA from Tremella mesenterica DSM 1558, 456 nucleotides. RefSeq lists its product as uncharacterized. The coding region runs from base 1 to 456 and encodes 151 amino acids. Lineage: Eukaryota; Fungi; Basidiomycota; Tremellomycetes; Tremellales; Tremellaceae. The transcript has a single exon. The record is from RefSeq and is a predicted model, not a curated record.